AUGCCCCCUUUCCUCCUUGCAUCCACCUCGGAAGGCCUUCUCCACCCCGCAUUCUUCGUCGGGGCAAGGAUAUUAGCCUCGCAUGGGGAUGGGUGGAACUCGUACCAGGUGCAUCGCCCAUUGACCGCAUUCGCAUCCAGCAACCCCCAUACCGAAGCCCUAACCGAUCCUUACCACUCUAUUCACACAGCCAACUAUGCAAUCCCAGGAAUCCCUCUUCCCUUCCCCAAGUCCAGAAUCAAGACCACUGGCCCCUUCCUUCCCUUCAAUCCCCACGAUAUCAACUCGACCAUCCCCCUCGGGACUCCCUCUCUCCCUUCCCCAACUUCUUACCUCAUACACACACCCUACCCCUACACCAAGACCAAGAAAAAAGACCCAGACUCAACCCAGGUAAGUUCUCCCAACCUCCGCAUCCACCCCUCUUCCAAGAAUCUGUAG
Molecule: messenger RNA, 441 nt
Organism: Aspergillus aculeatinus CBS 121060
Lineage: Eukaryota; Fungi; Ascomycota; Eurotiomycetes; Eurotiales; Aspergillaceae
Exons: 4
Coding region: 1-441 (146 amino acids)
Source: RefSeq, a predicted model, not a curated record